This is a messenger RNA of Helobdella robusta, 378 nucleotides long. RefSeq lists its product as hypothetical. The record is from RefSeq and is a predicted model, not a curated record. The transcript has 3 exons. NCBI's taxonomy places the organism in Eukaryota, Metazoa, Annelida, Clitellata, Rhynchobdellida, Glossiphoniidae. Bases 1 to 378 code for a protein of 125 amino acids.
AUGGCACGGUUGGCUGCAACAAUCUGUUUGAUUCUUGUAGACAUCUUACGCCAUGCAUUCUCUUACGUCCAAGCCAAUAGUACGAACGCCAGUGUUCUUUGGAAACCAAAUCAAAAUGGCUACAGUAUAUUCCAGAAACUGCUUAAAGCACUCAGUAUUGCUGAUAAAAAUUUGAUGGAGAUAACAACAAAAAACUGCCACGUAAACAUUUUAGUACUGUUCAUCUGGGUAUUAUUCUUCAUGCUGGCAGUUUGGGCCAGGUUGAAAGAUGAAGACUUGAGAAUUCGAAAAAUGCCGAUAGAUCUUGCUGACAACGCUUUUGAGAACCACUACAUAUACCUUCUCAUCAUUAAAACUGGUAGCAGGUACCUGGAUUAG